Alternaria rosae is the source of this 1046-nucleotide messenger RNA. Its product is annotated as CTD kinase subunit gamma CTK3-domain-containing protein. Gene Ontology annotation, cellular component: CTDK-1 complex. The record is from RefSeq and is a predicted model, not a curated record. Lineage: Eukaryota; Fungi; Ascomycota; Dothideomycetes; Pleosporales; Pleosporaceae. Gene Ontology annotation, biological process: positive regulation of transcription by RNA polymerase I; positive regulation of DNA-templated transcription, elongation. The transcript has a single exon. Bases 69 to 779 code for a protein of 236 amino acids.
CUUGCCAUCCAUACCACAAAGACUACCGCCGAGCCCAUAGUAGCCAAAGACGUGCGCAAACCUCCACCAUGGCCGACCCGUUCGAGGUUCGUCAACGCUUCACGACGCUGCUCUCCCACCUCAGCGCAUCCCACACGUCCCUUCAAAAGGCCGCUCUCUACGCGUUAAAGAAUCGUGAAAUGGACGAAGACCUCCACUCGUGCAUCCUCGAGCAACUCGAACGCACCAACAUGAACACCCGCGCGAACAUCAUGUUCUUCAUCGAAUGCCUCUGUGAAUACGCCGUCAGAGACAACAAUUCGGGCGAUGCUAGCGCAAUGGGCUACGUCCGCAUGUUACAAAGAGACAUAUUGGCUGUUGUAGAAUGCGUCGUAGGCGAAGAAGGCGCCAACAUCCGCGUCGUUCGCAAAGUCCUCAAAACGCUUGAGAACCUGUCCAUCCUCAUGAAGGAAACUGUCCAAGAACUCGAAGCCGUGCUGAAGUCGAGAGAAGUCGCGCAUCCCUUCAUGGCGACAGGUACCUCCGACCCUAAAGACAGCUUUGUGGUAUCUACAAGUCGGAAUGGAGGGCAAAGAAUGGACAAACGUCAGAUUGAACAGAGGAUUGAGGAGGACAGGGAGAGACACAAGAGGUUGCGGGAGAGUAUCUGGGCGGUGCCAGGAGACGGGUAUGAGGAGUUGGAGAAGCUAUGGGAUGAGGCCAGCGACGUCAACGAGGACGACUAUGUUACCGCGAGGGAAGAUGCCGAGGAGAGGAGGAAGGUUAUUGAGUUCGGAUAGAACCCUGACAAAGACCGAGAGAAGAUUGAGGCAUGGAAAGCGGCCAAAGCUGCUGCGGACGCUCGUGCGGCGUCUCCAGAUGCUGCGAAUGAGGAACAGUCAAGCGAAGAUGAGGGUAGCCAAAGUUCGAAGACCAGUCGGAAAUGGUUCCUGGCAUGGUGGGCAGGCGGUAGCUGAUCUGCAUUUACGGCGUUGAUUGGGAGCGACAGACAUUGCCACAGCAUGGCCUAGGCGUUGGGGCAGAGAUACCACGGGCUUGUCUUAUGA